Chironomus riparius is the source of this 1931-nucleotide messenger RNA. The record is from the annotation of a GenBank genome assembly. Lineage: Eukaryota; Metazoa; Arthropoda; Insecta; Diptera; Chironomidae.
UUUUUCGUUUACUCUACAACGAUAAAUAAUGUGUUUCUAUUCAACAUGUAGCAGAUAAAAAAUUUGUUUUUAGUUUAUCGUCACCUUAUAUCGAUAGAUUAAGUUUAAUUACUGAUGCCAUAAUUAACAAAACAAAAAAUAAUAAUAAUAAUAAGUUAAAAAAUACACAUUUUUGCAAUAAAGAGAGUCAAGGGAUAUAAAGUUUGAAAAAUUUCAUCAAUGUUGAGCAGGUGUGAGGCACAAAGAAUGACGAUUUUGUUGUGCUGUUUGCGUUUCAACUGAAAAAAAAGUUUUAUUGAAUAGUGAAAAAGCAAUUUGAUUAGAAAAGUGGCAAGAAUGUAUAAAGUGUAAGAAGUGCAUUAAGGCGUACCAAGUUAUUAAGGCUAUUUAAAGAAAAAAAAAAUAAAUUCUUCCUCUCUUUGAAUAAAAAGAGUAUAUAAGAGGUCCAGUCAGUGAGCCAGCACACAAGCGUAAUAAUAAGAAAAAAAUAUAUAUAUCCAGCAGAUACAUGAAAAACCUGUUUCUAUACCUCGUAAGGUCUCUCGCGUAGUAUUAAACGUUUUUUUUUUCUUCUUUCAUUCUUCUGGUCUUAAAUAAUCGAAAGCACCAACAAGAAUAUCAACAACAACAAACUCGCGGAAUGAAAUGAGACAAAAGGAAUUCUUUUUUGUGUAAAGCGAGCAUCCAUGAUAUUGAAGAAGAGUUAUAACAUUAUUCACGGUGUGUUUUUUUUUAUAACGAACUUUUUUAUGACGAUUAUUUGCUGCUGUUACUCCUUCCUUACACAUUUUUUUUUAAAAAAAGAACUAUAUCGUGGUCGUCUGUGUGUAUGUACAAUUGAGGUAACUUAGCAGCACAAAAAACUAUCAACAAACAUUCAAUACAUUUAAUUCUCAUUUCUUUCCUUAAUAUUUGUUUGUUUGUGCUAUUUCUUGAUAUUAAGUACGACGUGACACUGAAUGUACAAAGUGAAUUUUAUGUUUAAAGCAACAAAACAGCAGCAUUAGUCCUUCUCAAUGUCAUUAAAAGUGAGCUGUUACAUAAAAUGUGUAUGAGUGAUUUAUACAAAAAAAUAAAAUAAAAUAAAGAAGGACAGAGAGCAUAUUAGUCUGCUGAUAAGGCAGGCAGUGAAGAAAGGAAAUUAAUAAAUUAUUUUAAUAAUGAAAGUAACAGUUUGUUUUGGUGCUGUUCGUGUCGUUGUCCCUUGUGGAAAUGGCGACUUAUUGGUUCGCGAUCUCAUCAUAGAAUCGAUUCGUCGUUACAAAAAAGCUACAGGAAAGAGAAAUAAAGAUUAUAGGGGGUUUAUAGGUUACAGGUGUGUUGAACUCCACUUCGUUGCACUUCGUUACAGUAGGUUUAUAGGUUACAGGUGUGUUGAACUUCACUUCGUUGCACUUCGUUACGUUCAACUGUUUAUAGAUCACAGGAGGUUUAUAGGUUACAGGUGUGUUGAACUUCACUUCGUUGCACUUCGUUACGUUCAACUGUUUAUAGAUUUCAGUAGGUUUAUAGGUUACAGGUGUGUUGAACUUCACUUCGCUGCACUUCGUUACGUUCAACUGUUUAUAGAUUACAGUAGGUUUAUAGGUUACAGGUGUGUUGAACUUCACUUCGUUGCACUUCGUUACGUUCAACUGUUUAUAGAUCACAGUAGGUUUAUAGGUUACAGGUGUGUUGAACUUCACUUCGUUGCACUUCGUUACGUUCAACUGUUUAUAGAUUACAGUAGGUUUAUAGGUUACAGGUGUGUUGAACUUCACUUCGCUGCACUUCGUUACGUUCAACUGUUUAUAGAUUACAGUAGGUUUAUAGAUUACAGUAGGUUUAUAGGUUACAGGUGUGUUGAACUUCACUUCGUUGCACUUCAUUACAGUAGGUUUAUAGGUUACAGGUGUGUUGAACUUCACUUCGUUGCGUUCAACUGUUUAUAA